AUGGCUCGAAAUCUCACAGUUAUGGCGGCGCAGAUAACAGGCUCGCUACCAUCGUGGGCUCAACUACCCCAGUUGAAGAAAGUCAUCGCAAUGCCAUUUACAAAUAUGACUACUCUUUGGGGUAUUCCAGUUCCAUGGGUCGUCACGGGACUGAUUGCUUUCAUUUGCAUAUUAGCCCUUGUCCAGGAAGAAGACUUUCCUCAUACCGAUUACCCGCUACAAAAUCCCAGAAAGUUCUGGGAUGUCACCGCAUGGAAGUCAAAAUGGGAUUUCAUAUUCGGAGUCAGAAAGAUAUUAGAGAAACGAAUUGCUGAAGCACCGGACCAACCCUACCGUAUAUUGACCGACUUUGGUGAUAUGACCAUUCUUCCGCCUGACUAUGCCAACGAGAUUCGCAAUAGCGACGACCUUAGUUUUGAUCGUGUUGUAGAGAAGAACUUUCAAGCCCAUCUUCCCGGUUUAGACGUAUUCAAAGAGGAAAAUCUGCACAAGACCGUCCUGCGUCAUGUCAUUCGAACGCGUCUGACCCAGUUUCUGUCCAAAGUGACUGCUCCUCUCUCCAAUGAAACCGCUCUUACUCUGCAAGACGUAUUCACGGACCAAAAAGAAUGGCAUACAAUUAUCCUCAAGGACGAAAUUGUCAAGAUUGUCUCGCGUAUCUCCGCUCGUGUCUUCACGGGUGAGAUUUUAUGUCGAAAUCCCGAAUGGCAGAAGAUAACAGCAGAUUACGCUAUGACCUGUUUCCUAGCUGCUGACAUGGUUCGCAUGUUUCCAAAGCCCAUUCGCCCUCUCGUACAUCGAAUUUUGCCGUUAAGCAUCAAGGUUCGCUCCGAUGUAAAGAAGGCACGCGCUAUCGUCGAGCCGGUGCUUGCGGAACGCAAGAAGAUAAAGGAAGAGGCCAGACGCCGUGGCGAGCCAAUUCCAAAAUUCGACGAUGCUAUUGAAUGGUGUGAAGAGAUCGAACAAGACGUCGGCUUCGAUAUGGCAACGUUCCAGCUGGCCAUGGCCGUGGCUGCAAUUCAUACUACUUCGGACUUCCUCACUCAAAUAUUACUUGACCUCGCACAGCAUCCGGAGUACAUCGAACCGCUGCGUGCCGAGAUUGCAGCUGUCUUGAAGGAAGAUGGAUGGGACAAACUCUCGUUAUACAAGAUGCGACUGCUCGACAGCGUGUGUAAGGAGACUCAACGCCUGCGACCUAUUGGACUUGUUGCCAUGCACCGUGAAGCACUCAAGGACAUCGAUCUCGCCGGCGGUGUUCACCUUCCCAAAGGCACCCGCAUCGCCAUCUCCUCUCACCGCAUGCGUGAUCCUGCGUACUAUCCCUCCCCCAAUGAAUAUGAUGGUUAUCGUUUCCUGCGUAUGAGAGAUGAGCUUGGUGCUGGUAAGGAUGGUGAUGCCCACUUUGUUACUACUUCGCCACAACAUCUGGGAUUCGGACACGGCAAACACGCCUGUCCCGGGCGAUUCUUUGCGUCGAAUGAAGUCAAAGUCGCAUUAUGCCAUAUUUUGCUCAAAUAUAACUGGAGACUAGCGCCAGGCGUGGAACCGAAAAUCUUUCAAUUUGGACUCACAAUUGGUUGUGAUCCUGUUGCUAAGGUCGAGAUCCGAAGGAGAGACUAUCAUCUGGAAGCAUUGGCUGGGAAAGAAGAGAUUGAUGUUCGUGAUUUGCCAGUGAAAUGAGUG
Molecule: messenger RNA, 1686 nt
Organism: Talaromyces stipitatus ATCC 10500
Lineage: Eukaryota; Fungi; Ascomycota; Eurotiomycetes; Eurotiales; Trichocomaceae
Product: cytochrome P450, putative
Exons: 5
Coding region: 1-1683 (560 amino acids)
Molecular function (GO): heme binding; monooxygenase activity; iron ion binding
Source: RefSeq, a predicted model, not a curated record